Messenger RNA from Poecilia latipinna (sailfin molly), 4356 nucleotides. RefSeq names its product zinc finger, CCHC domain containing 14 (gene zcchc14). The coding region runs from base 592 to 3567 and encodes 991 amino acids. The transcript has 14 exons. Gene Ontology annotation, molecular function: protein binding; nucleic acid binding; zinc ion binding. The record is from RefSeq and is a predicted model, not a curated record. Lineage: Eukaryota; Metazoa; Chordata; Actinopteri; Cyprinodontiformes; Poeciliidae.
CAGAGCAGGGAUAAUGUUCUUCACAGCUGUUUUUUCCCCUCUCUUUCUAAAGUCAUGGCAGGAUUCAGGCAGGAUUAAACUUCCAGUUUGCUGAACGGUGAAUAAACCCGAAACUUUCACCGCUGAGACCUGCGUGCAGAGCCCCGUCUGGUGAGGUAAUGUCUCUGAAAUGUUCAAAUACCAUUCCCAGCUGCAGCAGGCUGUAGCCCCAGGCUGCUCCGGGUUUGCUUUUUAAGCUUUGUCCCAGUUGAAACAGUUUACCGGGGGACCAUGAGGACGCUCCGUUCCGAAGUCUCUGCACGGUUCGGCUUGAACGAGACCAAGAGUUUUCAACUGUCUGCAGCCGGACUGUGAGGAAGCGUGCGGUCCGAUAGAGACCCAGUCCGGGCGGCCAGACCUCAGCAGACCCUGCCGGGAUUACUGUGGAAGAAGUCCGAAAACAAAGGAAACUUUUGUUCUUCUCUCGUUCCCCUCCGCCGGGAACAAACACAGGAGUUUGGAGAAAGUUCAAAAAGUUUUGACGCGCGCGUGCGCUCCCUUUGAUGUGAGCGCCGACAGGUUCUUUUGAUCCAGGUGGUUCCAGGUGUGAGGAUGGUGGAGAGCCGGAGCUGCGUCCAGAGAGAGGGGGUGUACCGCUGGUUCUCCACCCUCACCUCCGCUCAGAGAGCGGAGUUCCUCUGCGGCCUGCUGGACCUCUGCGUCCCCAUCGAGCUGCGCUUCCUCGGCUCCUGCCUGGAGGACCUGGCCCGCAAGGACUACCACUCCCUGCGGGAUGCGGAGAUCAAAGCCAACAACCCCGCGGACCUCUCGGGACUCACCAACGUCACGGACGAGGUGGUCCGCAGCAAGCUGCUGGUGUCCCUGGCGCUGCUGGGCACGGACAACCGGGAGGCCGCGGGGGUCCUGUACCGGACCCUGACCCACAUCGACACGGUGAUCAACAACUACGGGCUGGCGCUGAACGAAGGCAGGACGGAGGAGCAGUUCCUGCUGCUGUUCACCAUGGCCUCCAACCACCCGGCCUUCAACUUCCACCAGAAACAGGUGCUGAGGCAUCAGCUGGGCCACAUCCAGGACAUCCUGCAGGCCAGCAGAGGAGGAGGAGGAGAAGCUGCAGCAGAAGCUGGCAGUGAUGGAGCUGCUGGUUGCUAUGGCGCUCAGCCUCAUCACCACUACCACCAUCAGCCCGCCGCCGUGCCUCAGGCCUCCCUGCCCAACGCCAGCGCCACCUACCUGCCAACCUGCUACUGGCACAAGAACCAGAGCAGAGAGGCGUCGACGGGGUCAGGCCCGCCAUCCGGCGCAGCGUUGGGAAACGAAGAGCAGGCGGUCCACCAGGAGCUGCCGACUCCUCGCCCAGAGCGUCGCUCUCCUCCACCGCCCCUGCAGGUCCAGGAUGCAACCAGGAGCCGCCAGGAGAAGGCAGUGAAAGCUGUGAUUGAGCGGGUGGUGCUCAGAAGAGCGAUCCAUAAGCCAGAGAACGGAGGCGAAUAUGUGUUUGAGGUGGGCUGGUCCGACGGUUUUACAUCCUCUGUUGUCAGAACUCAACAGGAAGUGGCAGAGCUGAUAUCCCAGCUCUCUCAGGUGUUUCCUGACGAUGGACUGGAGACGUUCCUCCCUCGGUCCGUAGAGGUCGACACCAGGUGUCUGGCUGCGCUGCCCGGCCCCGUCCUGCAGCAUCACUCCGUCCAGCUGUUCUUCACCUCCAGCCGACCUCUGACCCCCAGCUGCCCCGCGUCUCCUCUCUCCACCAGGUUACCUCCUGCUAUCCCCACCUGCUCCACCUCCAACAGCGGCUGUAUGGUGCAGUACAGAGGAGCUAACAGGGCAGUGUACCGGGUGGCCAGUGUCCAGCCCGUCGUCAGCACCCACAGCUCGGUUCUGACCCGCUCCCCGCCUCACCUGUCCUCCCUCCUGUCUCCCCCCACGCCGCUGUCUCCCUCCAUGCACCACCUCCACCCUCCGCCCAGCACGCAGACGCUGCACCUGUCCCACUCCCAGCAGGCGUCCCACUCCCCCUCCCUGCCCCGCUCCCAGUCCCAUCCGGCCCAGUUAACGCAGAAUCAAUCCAACACGCCGGAGCAGAACGGCAUCCUGGACUGGCUGCGUAAACUCCGGCUCCAUAAGUACUACCCAGUCUUCAAACAGCUCACCAUGGAGGAGUUUUUAGCGCUGACGGAGGAAGACCUCAACAAGUACGACUUGACCCAGGGAGCAAAGAAGAAACUCAAGACUCAGCUGGAGCUUCAUAAAUCAGCAGACAGGGAGAUGAAAACGGAGAAGCGACCCUGCAGCGGCAUCGCCAGGGUGACACCGUCCAGUCACAUGGGAAUCUCAGUGCACCCCACCUCCACUGCAGGAGAGCUGCGAGUGGAGGUGGACGGAGUGCCGCAUCUUCCUCCUCCUCCUCCUCAUCUGAUGUCCACAGACAGCAGCUCCUCCUGGAUGUCGCUCUGCUGCGACUCGGCCUUCGACAGGAGCAGAGACGCUGUGGGCCGUCCGAACGCUGCCGGCGGUACGGAGAAGGAGCGCUACCUGUUGAGCUCUGCCGGUCCGGCCCGUCCCACGGCUCAGGUUCUUCCGGUUCAGACCGAGCCGGCGCCCCCCCACCCCCCGUCCUGCUCCUCCUACCACCCCUUCAGCGUCCUGCAGACCGACUUCCCGCUACAGCCCAGCUUCCCGACACGCGUCCUGUCCUCCCCCAGGAAGCCCCGCCCCUCGCCGCUGGGCGCCGACGACCGGUCGAAGCCGCUGGGCGCCGUGGCGGCCGCAGCCGGGUUCAGCCUGGGGCCCGGGGUCGGCGUGGCCGCGCGGCUGGAGAGCCAGUUCUCUGGGCUUGGCGUGGCGGACGGCGGCCCCCAGGAGGCGGCGGCGGCGAGCCGCACGCGGCCCGGCGGCGCCGUGGGUCUGAUGGUGGAAACAAGCUCCGCCCUCACCUCCACCUCCAACAGCCUGCACCACGUCUCCCAGCCGCCGCUGCUCUUCCACCUGUCCUCCUCCCCAGCCGGGUACCACAUCUACCCCCCCGCCGCCUCCGCCCCGCCCGCCAACGCUGCUGGAAACCAGUACUACCAGUCUACCUCCAGCCCCGCCCUGCCCACAUCCUCCCCGCCCUCCUCCGAUCACAACGCCUCCGUGUGCGUCUGCAGCUCCUGCGGUUGCCGCGGUAACUGCAGCCCGUACGCGGCGUUGCCUGGAUACGCCACCGCGGGGUACCUGCAGCCAUCUUUGUUCACCCUGGGGCCGCUGCUCCACCUCAGCCCGCUCAUCGCCUCGUCCAGCGCCGCCGCCCCGCCCUUCUCCUACCCCAUGAUGGUCCCGCCUCCGCUCUACCGCCAGAGCCCCACGUCACACGACCAGCAGCAGGGCUUCGGGUUCUACCAGCCGCACGGCAUUGUGGGAAACGGAGGCCAGAAGCGUGCGGCAGGAAACAUGUCGUGCUACAACUGCGGCGGCGGCGGACAUCGAGCCGAGGACUGCAAGCAGCCGGCGAUGGACUCAGCGCAGCAGGGAACGUUUCGGCUGAAGUUCACUCCUCACUCUCAGAGUAAAGACUCAGGAGAAUAAACCAUGGCGAGGCGGUGACCUUUGAACUGCUGGAAAUGUUUUCACCUGCAGGAACAAAUCAGCGAGUCGGCGAAACGCUGAUGGAGAAACGGUUCAACAAACCGGAGCUUCAGACAGGAAGAGCUUCAUGCUUCCUCCCCACGGCGGCGGCUGCGCAGCCAAGAGUUUAGACCAAACUUUGGGUUUUCACUUUUCAGACUCUGUAAUUUCAGUAUUAUCCUUCAUUUUAACGCUCGCCGUUGUGCUGCAGUCAGGUUUCAAUCGGCUGAAUUCCACAUAAACAAUCAUUAUAUUCAAAAGGAGAUUUUAAAACGGGGUGAAACUUUUCUCUCUUUUUUCAGUGUCAACCCAAACCGACGAGGCGUUCAGGCCGCUUCAGGACUGCCAGUCAUUCUUUAAGCAGCAGCUGAGUGAACGUCUCGUUUAUGUCGCCUCUGCAGCGUUUCUACCUCAGAUCUGAGCUGAAGGCAGAAUCAUGGGAGGUUUACAGCGAAACAUUUCAAAAACACCAACUUCCACCCCCCCUCCUUCAGAUUAAACCUAAUUAGUGUCAAACGUCUAUGCAGCAAAUUUUUUUGUAUCGCUGUCAUUUUAAUUAUUAAAAAAUUUAAAAGUGUAUGCUGCACAAAAACAGUGCAGUUGAUUGACAUUUGAUUAUCUGUAAUUAAUGCAUUUAAAACAUUAGUGGCAAAAACAAACAAACCUGCACAAAUAUAGCACAAUUAAUUUAGAUCAAAUUUGUUGGAUUUUGUUAAUUUUGAUGGGAUAAACAAACUUUUUUGCUGCACA